AUGGAUACAGAUGCAUGCAUGAGCUCGCCCGUUCUGGCUGUGGAUUUCUUUAUUAACACGAAGCCGUCGGGAUUAUCAGACUUUCGUGCUGCAGGUCGGUUUAACGAUGUUGGCAUUAGUGAGGCUGCGAUGGUGGCAGAAAGUAGGCCGAUGCAUCUUCGUUCUUCCUUAAGUACCAUUCAGUCUCUCAAAAUCCAGUUUUGUCCAUCGGCCUCUUGUCUUCUCCGCCCACCCCAUCCCCCUCGUCUGCCGGGUCUAGGUCUCUUCCCGAUGCCAUCUCGAAAGUUGCUUAUUUGGGUCUCUAGUGUUCUUCAGAGCCAAUUUGGCCAAGUCCAGAUUUUUAAUUAA
This is a messenger RNA of Protopolystoma xenopodis, 348 nucleotides long. The record is from the annotation of a GenBank genome assembly. NCBI's taxonomy places the organism in Eukaryota, Metazoa, Platyhelminthes, Monogenea, Polystomatidea, Polystomatidae.